Messenger RNA from Staurois parvus, 396 nucleotides. NCBI's taxonomy places the organism in Eukaryota, Metazoa, Chordata, Amphibia, Anura, Ranidae. The record is from the annotation of a GenBank genome assembly.
UGCUGUGUGAGCUGGUGAUUGGUGAAUAGCCUUGUAGCAUUGUAGCAUGUGAUCUCUGUGAUCAUUCACAGAUUUCACUAGUAGUAAGCAAUGAUGUCAGAAGUGACAUCAUUGCUUACUACUCUUCAUGUGAUCACUGAUUGGUCAAUCAGUGAUCACAUGAAUAGCAGUAAACAAGAUGUCACUUCCUCACAUCAUUGCUUACUACUUGUGAAAUCUGUGAAUGAUCACAGAGGUCACAUGGUACAAGGCUAUUCACAACAGCCUUGUACCAUGUGACAAGCUGUGACCAAUCACAGCUCACACAGUAUUUCUCAAUGGCUGCAAGAAAGAGAGAAAGAGAAAUGAUUGCUUUUACAGCCUUUAUGGGGUGUAAAAGCAAUCAGCAUAAAAAAA